AAGCCACACGCCUGGCCGGCUGGAGUUUAUGGUCCCACUGGGCCGCUGAUCCGGCCGCUCUCUUUACCAUGUCUCAGGUGAUUGGUUGGAUGUUUGCAGUCCAGGUGUCCCUAAACACCUGAAGAUGACUAAUAUCAUUCUCUCGCCCGACGAUAAAUUUACAAGUGUAUAUACUCCUCACUCCGUGUCUUCUUCUCAUCAAGUGCUACUGACUUGCUUUUGUGUUCAAGUAAUAAGACAUUUACUAUAAACGGUGAAGGAAUGGUUUUCAUGUACUCAAAGCAAAUAGUUUGUGUGUUAGUAAAGAAACAAUGAAGCACUGUAAAAUGUACGCUUUCCACUAGACACUGCCAACCAGUUGUAAGCCAGAGCGUUGAUCCCCUGACGUCCUCUCCACCCAGGGGGAGGGGCUUGUGGCUCUAACGAUCGUAAACAGGGUAUAGAAGUAGUAGUAGUACUAGUAUACUGCUACACACACAAAACAAACAUACAAACAAGCAAACAAACAAACUGUUCUAACUGUAAUCGUAAAACACCCUGCCUCUGUAUCAGUAAGGCUCAAUGCUCAUCAGGUCAUCAAGAUGCUUGAAAUAUAUGGGUGGACGUGUCUCGACUCCUCAUCCUACACCAUUUUCAUGCAUAGAGACCCAUGGUUUUCUUGUUCCUAGUUUGUCUUGCAGAAAUGAGGCCCUUCAUACUGAGAAGCAUGUGUCCAUUCGGUCUCCAAAGGUUGAAACGAAUCCCGAAUGGAAUGGUACCAUUGUGGUGCGUGUGGAACGUGUAUCUGCUCAACAGGCACGGUUCACCUGGGAUGUGACACCUGAGGUACCAGAGGGAGUAAACAUCUAUGUCAGAUAUGAGAGGCAUUACCCAUCGUGUGCCGAGCAGGAUAAUGUGGGUGAGUGGAAGAUCAAGAGGUUAAAUGACAGUAUUCUCCGGUAUCUUUACCCUUACACAAACACCAAAGUGACGGUGCAAGUUGGUGACGUAGAAGGCUCCAACAACAUUACGAGUGCCGCUAGAUUGCCCAGGAGGAAAGUAAAAGGCAUGACGUGCUCGGCCUGGUCUUGUGAGGCCGCCGUGGACCCUGACUGUCGAAAUGAUAAUGGUCCUGAUUUUCACGUAGAAUUUGUCCUGGAAACAUGGAAUGAGGAUCUCGGAAGUUAUUCUCCAGUCUCGACUGUCGAUAAAGAAAUUACAGAGAAUUUCACAGCAAAAAUCUGGUGGGAGGACCUUGACCUACUGCCCCUCACAAGUUACUCGCUGACAGCCUAUCCUGCAAACAGCAAAGGAAGAAUCGAGAAUAAAGUGAAUCCCAAAGAGACAUUCACAACACCAGACGCUCUACCGAAAGUGACGAAUUUGGUCAUUAAGCGACUGGAGGAAGAGAAUCAGAUGCACUUUAGCUGGAAGCCAUCCCGUCCAUCUUCGCCGGAACAAUACUUUGUCUCACUGUGCCAAGUCAACUGUGAGGAGAAGCCUGUCACCACCAACAGCACAAUGAUCUUCCCACUUGAUGAACUGGCUGUCGGCAAAAAAUACAUUGUGAAGGUCCGGGUCUGCAUUACGGGACGGCAGUGCAGCGGCGAAAAAGAGAUCGAGAUGUGGACACCACCAGAGAAGCCAAUGGUGCAGGAAAAGAUCCACACAGCCACUGAGAGUACCACCACUACCAUCACCGUCCAGCUGCCUGUUUUGUGUAACACACCCGGAUGGCACCAUGUGGUGAUGAAAAAAUCAGAAACUAAGCAUAGUGAUGCGUGGUACAAGCACCUCCAGGAUGAAGCAAAGGAAAUUGUUAGCCAAAAUAGAGACGCUAUGCAAAAUGUAUCCUCGCACUCUCCUGACAAAAAUUCUCCAUUAGAUACAGAAUAUCGCAUUAUGAAAACAGUUCAGCAGAACAAUACGAUCGGAGAGGAUGGAGAGACUAUGAAAGUAAUAGUGGGCGAAGAGUCCCCACUCCAGAGUAACACGAAGUAUACUGUUUUGAUUGUGACAGAGACCAGGGCAGGCAACUGGAGCCAAUAUUAUGUGACGGGGCCAUUCUUCUACAGCACAAAAUUGGAAGUGGAUCCCGUCAGUGCGACGCUGGUGAUAGGCGGCAUUUGUAGCGCGGCGAUGCUGCUGGGUGUGUUGGCGACUGUUGUUUGGAUGAAGUCUUGCAAUCGAAGGCAGGGGAACGGGCCUGCGUUUAACAGCGGGGAAAGAAGACCCUGUUGAGCUUGACUCUAGUCUGAUAUAAUGAAGGGACAGACGGAUUGGUGCCAUCCUAGUGCAGCGCUUCUUGUCUUGAAGGGUCAUCACGUCACUUUGCUUCUGACCAUGUGUUUACUAGACGAGUAAUGCUGGUCAGUCUCACACCACAACGACGCCAUGGCUCAUAUCUGACUGUUCCCUCAUUGCGCUAAUCUGACUUUGAUAUUAUUUAUGAUCAAACUUACUCGCUUAUAUAAUUGUCUUUCAGCUUGUAUUUAUUUAUUUUUUCGUUAGUAAUUCUCAUGGAAUAACGCGCAAUGAUGUUUCCAGCCCCAUGCUGUCGUUGAAGACUAGAGACAAGUAGCUGCCUCUCCACUCUUCUUUGUACUUCAGAUUCAUCACCUCAUAGAUGGAGAGACUGAUAGACAUAUGUUUACUUAUCAUAAUUCAUAGGUGAAAAAUACUGCUGCAGAAAAUUCACUGUACAAAGUUUGAUUUGAGUACCAUAGUUAAUAUCCAAACGGACAAAAUCUUUCAUUGUUUAUGUUCAGUCUCUUGCAAAUAUGUAUAAUUUUACGUCUUGAGAAGUGUUUCUGGGUUGUGACAUAAUGUUGUAGUUUCAAAAUAGUGAAGUAGCUAGAUGGUUUUCAGCAUUUCGAAAAUUGAUAUUGAUUUGUCAUAGAUGGCUUGCGGUCAGCAGAAAUAUGUACAAUGAUUCCCUGCCUUUUCCGUAAGUUAGAAGCAAAAUAGAUGAAUAAAAUAAAAAAAAAGUAAAUACAUAAUUUUAGCAAGAGACGCUGAAACUGGAUGCUCUCUCUUUGGUAAUAUGAAUAAAGUUUGUAUGUGCCUAUGUAUUUACUACAGAAACGUGUGUGUGUGUGUGUGUGUGUGUGUGUGUUGAUACUCUCUGUCAAGAUAAUGUUUUUAUUAGAUAAAUUUAC
Messenger RNA from Scylla paramamosain (green mud crab), 3137 nucleotides. RefSeq lists its product as uncharacterized. The coding region runs from base 562 to 2220 and encodes 552 amino acids. Lineage: Eukaryota; Metazoa; Arthropoda; Malacostraca; Decapoda; Portunidae. The record is from RefSeq and is a predicted model, not a curated record. Gene Ontology annotation, molecular function: protein binding. The transcript is spliced from 11 exons.